AUGUCGAGUCAGCCGGCUUUCCCGAUCCAACAGCAGCCAAACCUGAACUCCGCUCCUUUCCCACAAUGUCUUGUGAAACCUUUUAACAAACCUCUGCAAAUCAAGAGGAAUGUCAUAACAGACGAUUACAGUGUCACAAGUCAAGUGCUCGGUAUGGGGAUAAAUGGCAGAGUGUUGGAGGUAUUCCACAAAGAGAGUGGAGAAAAGUAUGCACUGAAGAUGCUGCAGGAUUGCCCAGAGGCCAGGAGAGAGGUAGAGCUACACUGGAGGGUGUCACCUUGCCCCCAUAUUGUACCCAUCAUAGAUGUUUAUGAGAAUCUCUACCAUGGCAGGACAUGCCUCCUCAUCCUGAUGGAGUGCAUGGAUGGGGGUGAAUUAUUCAGCCAUAUCCAAGACAGAGGGAAUCAUGCAUUCACAGAAAGAGAGGCCUCUGACAUCAUGAGAAGUAUUGGCGAGGCCAUACAUUUCUUGCAUUCCAUCAACAUUGCCCACAGAGACAUCAAGCCAGAGAACCUGCUGUACACCUCCAAAAGGUCAGAUGCCCUCCUCAAGCUGACAGACUUUGGGUUUGCCAAAGAAAUCACCACCUUAAACUCUUUAGCAACACCGUGUUUUACCCCGUACUAUGUAGCUCCAGAAGUUCUUGGUCCAGAGAAGUAUGACAGAUCCUGUGACAUGUGGUCUCUGGGUGUCAUUAUGUAUAUUCUACUUUGUGGAUAUCCUCCCUUUUUCUCGCAUCAUGGUCUGGCAAUAUCCCCGGGAAUGAAAAGACGGAUCUGCAACGGACAAUAUGAGUUCCCCAACCCCGAGUGGUGCGAUGUGUCUGAGGAAGCCAAACAGCUAAUCUGCCACUUACUGAAAACCGAGCCCACCCAGAGAAUGAGCAUCACCGAGUUCAUAAACCAUCCCUGGAUUAAUUCGGUGAAGGUCCCACAGACGCCCCUUCACACCAGCCGCGUGCUGCACGAGGAGCAAGACGUCUGGGAGCAGGUCAAAGAGGAAAUGACAAAUGCCCUGCAAACGAUGAGAGUGGACUAUGACCAAAUUAAAAUCAAAACCAUUGAAGACUCAACUAAUCCUCUACUCUUGAAGAGAAGAAAGAAAAGUAAAAAAUCAGCCACACAACCUCCAGGCUAGUAAAAUAAAGACUUUUUAAGAGGUAUUCAGUUUCACACAAACGCUCACACAUGCACAAGAUUUAGCUGGAAGAAAAAGCUUUCAAGGAGAGCUUUAGGGAUGGUGUGCAUUGCCAAGUAGCUUUAAAAUAAUACCUUUAUGGUGUGUUUUUAGCGGUUUUAAUUUUUCUAAGAUUUUAUUUUCACACAUGAAAUGCACCCAGGCAUUUUGGUAAAUGUGCUUUGAGGACUUUUGAACUCUUUCUAUGCUUUUAAAAUGUAUUCUCUGUGUGCACUUAUUCAUAAAUCCUCUCAUCAGAGAAAACAAAAUGUACUGUAUGUGUUGUAUAUUAGGACAGUGUUUAUUAUGUACAUAUUCGAGUGAGCUUUGUUGGCGUCAGCUGACAGUUUUUAGGUUGUUUUCUGUCUCUUAAUUUUUUCCGUUCUCAGUGUUGAAACCAUUUUGAGCGACUUUUUUCUCUCUUAAGGGUGCAGUUGUGAGAUAUUUUGCAAGCAUCAUUCAUAUUUAUAUUUUGAAUGAUCGUUACCAGAAGCCACAGUGUUUGUUUUGGAUGCCAAUGUGAUGGCAGAAAUAUUUCUCCUUACCACAGUGUAGGAGUUUUCCUGGCACAUUGUGGCUGUGCUGUGUCUAAAACCUAUUUACCAUGUGUAUCAAUAAUGUGUAGAAAUAAUCACACUUACUAUACUCAAAGAACGGGUGUUGAUUGUAUUUGAUGGAUAAAACGGAGCUGCCACCUGAACCCUAUGUGCUUCUGUAGAAGGUAUUUUCUCUGGAGCAGUGAUAUAAAAGUAGCUGCAUGAAGUCUAUUGUGUGAGGCAUGAAAAGAGAAGUGAACGGCAGUAAACUUUUACAUGAUAAACAGAUGUACAGUGGAAAAUGCUGCACGUCACUAUUAUCCUGUUUGCCUUUUACUCUGGAUCAAAUCUCUUGAUACUUUCUGUGGUUUUUGCGUGUUGUUUGAUCAGUUAGCAUUUCACCAUUAGCAUAAAAUCAAAUAAACAUCCAGCAGCUCAGUUGUGUCUAACAAAUACAUAAUAUUUAUGGUGGCAUGGUAAAUUAGUCUGCCAUGGAAAAUUAAACAGAAUGAAUCAGUGUCUGGAACAGUUAUUAAACACUUGUUUUGGAGUUUUCAUUUUGCAAAAAAAAGCCCCACAUUUUGCCAUACCACCACUGCAUUUUUCACCAGUGGCACUCUAAAAAGUGGCCGGAGGGGGGCAUGACGAGCCUGAUACACUGCACCGGUUCUCUCCGGGCACUCCGGCUUCCUCCCACAGUCCAAAGACAUGCAGAUUGGGGACUAGGUUAAUUGGUAACUCUAAAUUGUCCAUAGGUGUGAAUGUGAGUGUGAAUGGUUGUUUGUCUCUAUGUGUCAGCCCUGCGAUAGUCUGGCGACCUGUCCAGGGUGUACCCUGCCUCUCGCCCGAUGUAGCUGGGAUAGGCUCCAGCCCCCCCCCCCCCCUCAAGAGGAUGAAGCGGUUAGAAGAUGAAUGAAUGAAUGAAUGUCUUUAGUUUUCGUUAAUUUGGACAAAUUGGUCAAGACAACAGACAUGGGAAGGCACUGGUGCACUUGUUUAUUGAGACUGGGAUGUCUACAUGACAGUGAGUCAAUUGCCUUCACAAAGUGUUGCGUUUGUAUUGACACACCAUUGUUUUACUGUUAUUUUUAUAUAUGCUGUCAUAUGUUCUGAACUUCUUAAAUCUUGUUCCUAAAAAUGACCCCCCCACAAAAAAUAAUGCUAAAAAAAAUUAAACUGAAACAAACAAACUCUGGGAACGAACGGAAACUAAACUGAAUUAAAAACAAAUAUUAAAGCGGGGGAAAAAAGUGAACAAUACAAAAAUUUAGCAUAGCGUUAGUUCAGGCAGGACCCGAUGUCAAGCUCAGCUCACAUCCCAGCUACAUCAGCUGAUCUAAAAGGGAAGGGAGUCAGCUGAUAGAUCACAUGAAUCCUUUCUAUGCAACCAAUUGGUGAAUCUCAUUCAGGGCACCCUAUUUAAACUCCUCUGGCCUGCCUACUGUUGCUGCUUCCUCUGCAAGCGGCUUUGCAACCCAUCUCCACCCCAGCUCCUCCUUUUCAUGCUGUGUCUGACUUAUCAGAGUCUUUUCUGUUUGUCAUUGAUGCUGCUCUGUUAUGUUUCUGGGGGUCUUUGCUGCUGCUCUCCCUGUAUAAGGCUUUUCAAGGUUUUGAAGUGUCCUCAAAGAGAGACCUAAGAAUUUAGAAGCAGUCUGCAGCUUUUGUAAUGCAGAAACUGUAAGCUAAAACAUGAGCAUCUUAAAAUGGUUAAAAUUGUUAACAUGCUCACGUUGUAUCCAACGUAAGUGACGACUAUAAAGUGACCCGUGGUCAUUUUAUCCCAGCAUCUUGAAGCAUCCAAUUAUUUGCCAAGAAAUGUGCUCAGAAUGCUGUAAUCUAUCUAAAAACUAUUGGAAUUUACCAGCAGUAUAUUUGUAGCCCUCAUUAAUAAAUGUGCUAAAAUACAUCAGGCACCAGUUGA
Epinephelus fuscoguttatus (brown-marbled grouper) is the source of this 3633-nucleotide messenger RNA. Its product is annotated as MAP kinase-activated protein kinase 2-like. Gene Ontology annotation, molecular function: calcium-dependent protein serine/threonine kinase activity; calcium/calmodulin-dependent protein kinase activity; ATP binding. Lineage: Eukaryota; Metazoa; Chordata; Actinopteri; Perciformes; Serranidae. Gene Ontology annotation, cellular component: nucleus; cytoplasm. The record is from RefSeq and is a predicted model, not a curated record. Gene Ontology annotation, biological process: response to cytokine; inflammatory response; protein autophosphorylation. The transcript has 10 exons. Bases 1 to 1137 code for a protein of 378 amino acids.